CUGCAGUCCGGCUGGGCAGUUUCAAGGGACUAACAUCGCUUAAAGACACAGCAGAUAUAUCUUCAUUUACCCUUUUGGUAUCAUUUGCAAUAAAACUGGUUUAGUCUUAAUUUUUAAGACAAUGCCGCAAAUGAUAUUGUUUUUCUUUUGCUGCGUUUUCUCGCGGGUGGCAUCGCAAAGAAUCACAGUGGAUUGUCAGCAAAAUUAUGGUUUCCCCCCAACAAGUGUUAACGGAAGUCCAUCCAGGGUGGAAGACCUAAAACUGAACCUGGUGACAGUUGGAGAAAAAAGACAUCUUAACAUAAGCUGGGCAAUAAACAUUGAUGGUAGCAUUACUUACCUGAAUGGUACAUGGAUAAUUAUUUCAGGGGGAUCCCCCUACGCGUGUGAAUACAGACCCUCUUUUACCAAAGCAAACCUCACUGGAUUAGAGAAGGAAUGGUUUUAUAUUUUAGAAGAAGUAACGUAUGGUUCAUACGUUGUCAAGGUUUUUAAUAUACCAUUACCUCCAGAGGGGAAUGUCACGUAUUCAAAGAUAGAGGCUAUAUCGGUACCAAAACUCUCAACGAGACCUUCAAAAGUCACUACAGAACGUCAUCAAACAACGACUCCACUUGUUGCCGAACCACCGCAGAUUGAGCAUGAUGUCCAUAUUAUCGUUUUUGGAGUGCUGGGGUCUUUGAUAGUUCUGAGUUCCUGCUUUAUUAUCUAUAAGAUACGUCUCUCGUUUUCGCGUUAUGAAACUAUCCCCGUGGCCCCCAUGGCUUCAGUCUCUGUGGUUGUGGUAUACCCUGCGGAGACCCCGGCCUUUCAGCGGGCGGUGGUGGCACUGGCAGAGUUUCUGCAGUGGCAUGGCGGCUGCAGAGUGGCGAUUGACAUGUGGCAGCAGGAAAAAAUUGCAGAGCUGGGACCACUGCGCUGGUUAACUGAACGAGUGAAGAGUGCUGAUCGUGUGCUGAUCAUCGCCCCUCAGGCGCAAAUUCUCUCAUCUUUGCCGAAACAUUCGACUCCCACCAAGAGCCACCCAGAACAUUCCAUCCCCGCUGCAGCUCAUGACCUCUACCCGCUGAUUCUCAACAUGGUGGCCAGUCAUGCAAUGAAUCCCACUGAGCUGGCCAGGUUCUGGGUGCUGCAGCUGCAUGCGCACAAGGACAAGAAGUCUGGUGUGUCGUUGCCGGAGCUGCAGGCGUGCAGGGCUUUCUGCUUGAUGAAAGAUUUGACCAGACUUUGCAAGAACCUUCAUGCUCAUAAGAGUGGUGGGAAGAAGAUAUUCUUGCAGUUGUUCAAACCGGAAAUUUACUACAAUCAAAACAGUGCCGCAAAAUUAAGGGAGGCUAUAGAUAUGCUAAAUGAGAAGAAGCCAGGUUUAUCUGACGGCAUCCUGAAAAACAAUCUGUGUUGAAAUGGCUGACGGUGAUAUGUGCUUAAAGAUAGGAUCUAGUUUUUCAAUUCUUUAUUGUUUGUUGUUGUUAUUGUUUUUCUAUAUUCUAAUGUACUAUUUUAACUUCUUAGCAUUUAUUGUGUUAUAUAUAAUCAACCGGGGCGACUGUGGGUAGAGUAGUUAUGUUGCAACUGGAAGAUUGUGGAUUUGAUUCCAGCUUCCCCCCAAUCACAUGUUGAUGUGCCCCUGGGCAAGGCACUUAACCCCAAGUUGCCUACCGGUCUGCGUAUCGGUGUAUGAAUGUGUGAGCAUUAGGGAGUGUGAUUGCAUAAAAUUGACUAUAGUGUAAAGUGCUUUGAGAGGUCAGUAUGACUGGAAAAGUACUAUAUAAGUUUAUUUAUCAACUACCUUGUUGUCAUGGUGACAGUGGCUAAUAGGUGCUGAACUUUUAUUUUAGAUAAUAAAUAUUAGUUGUCUUCAUACCAACCUACAUAAUGAUUUUAUUGUGCUUUCUCAUUGUUUUUUUUUUUUUUUUAUUUGCAUUUUUUAUCUUUGUUUUGUGUUUUACUUGUUGCAGAGCACUCUGGUCAAGCAAGUGUUGUAUUUUUAAAGUGCUAGAUAAAUAAAUACGGUAUGGUUCCAAAC
Molecule: messenger RNA, 2026 nt
Organism: Fundulus heteroclitus (mummichog)
Lineage: Eukaryota; Metazoa; Chordata; Actinopteri; Cyprinodontiformes; Fundulidae
Exons: 10
Coding region: 122-1402 (426 amino acids)
Molecular function (GO): interleukin-17 receptor activity
Source: RefSeq, a predicted model, not a curated record